UUGAUCGUUGUUUGAAAUUGUCGGGCUUUAUAAUAUUACGUAUAAUACAAUAUUGAUGCGGUAGGUAAGCGCAAGCUCACCCAUCUAGCCCACAUGUGAAUGUUGAUUGAUAUUAAUCGUUAACAACAAUAUUCUUCGUAAUAUACGCGCGUGGCAAUAGUGCUCCACGAUGCCGACGACCGACGCCAGAAGGACGUACGCCGUGCCCAGCCUGUUCAAGUCGGCGUACCGAGCGUGCAACCAGAUCCAGCGGCACGCGUACCGCACGGACUACUCGACGCUUCCGCGCGUCGACAUGCAGCGCUGUUGCGAUUCACUGUUCGAAAUCUUGAAGCUGAACACGGAAUGCGGCGGGUUCGACCCGGACGGCGACAGGCGGUCCAUGUUCCGCAAGGUACGGCGCGGCGUUGAUGGCUACAAGUUCGGCGGCAUAUGCGAGACGGCCGCGCGUCACGGGCAUAUCGAUUGUCUGAGGUUGGCCCACGAGAUCGGCUGCCCUUGGGACGUAUCCACGCCCUCGGUCGCGGCCCUCGGCGGGCACCUGGAGUGCCUGAUGUACAUGCACGAGAACAUGUGCAUGUGGGACGAACGCACGUGCAACAAGGCGGCGGGCGCUGGCCACUUGCACUGUCUCAGGUAUGCGCGGGAAAACGGAUGUCCGUGGCACGAACUUACGUGUGCCGAUGCUGCUGCGGGUGGACACCUGGACUGUUUGAAGUAUGCACACGAAAAUGGAUGUCCAUGGGACGAACAUACAUGCUUUUUGGCCGCCAUGUUGGACAAACUGAAGUGUCUCAUGUACGCCCAUCAAAACGGAUGUCCCUGGGACAGAGAUUAUACUGAUCGUUUAUUUAUUAGUCGGCGGUGUCUUGAAUACGCGUUGAACAUCGAAUGUCCGAGCUUUUGGUGGACAAACAACGCUGAUUAUAGUUUAUUUAAUUAGGUAUACUAUAUAAUAUUAUUAUUUUCAUAUUUAUACGUUACAAUCGCUAUUGUCAUGCCUAUUGUUUCUUGAUAUAUUUAACAAUAUUGUUAUUAUUAUAAUUGUCAAGUUAUUGUGAAAAAAUACGCUAGUGCUUUAAAGCUGCAGUUCUUGCAUUCCGAUGCAUAUAAGUUCCAUUAAAUUACUUUUUUACAUUUUUACAAUUAAUCAUUGUCAGUUGUCACUGUCACACUUGUUAUAGAAAAUGCAAAAAUGGGCUCACUUAGAUGAUAUUUUUUUUUAUCAUACAUACGCGCGUAUCUAUUCAUUUAUCAUCAUAUUUCGCUAG
Diuraphis noxia (Russian wheat aphid) is the source of this 1271-nucleotide messenger RNA. RefSeq lists its product as uncharacterized. The record is from RefSeq and is a predicted model, not a curated record. NCBI's taxonomy places the organism in Eukaryota, Metazoa, Arthropoda, Insecta, Hemiptera, Aphididae.